AAGCAAAUAUGGGUGUGUCUGUGUGGUUGAAACACAAUAUGAGUAGCAAGGCGAGUCCGUGCCGUGACUGAACGCAACAGCUACACCUUCGCACCGUGAACAGCCAGAACAAUAUGUCACAAACUAUUAAGAGGAUUUCAAUUUCCUACGAUGCCUUGAAUCCCAGCAACACGUUCACCAGCGGAGAUUUACUACACGGACGAGUUACCGUUGAAGUAGCAAAGGGCACGAAAAUAGACAGUCUUCUCAUUAAAUUUAAAGGUAAAGCGUUCGUACGUUGGACCGAGCGUCACGGGAAAACAACAGUCACCUACUGGGACAAGGAGAAGUACUUUACCUCGGAGCAAUACUUCAUAAGGGAACACAAAGGCAACGACGACGUUGCCCCAGGUCUGUUGAAAAAUGAAGCUGGACAGCCCUAUUGUGACGUUGUUGCCCCUGGGACUCAUGUGUACCCUUUCACAUUUCAGAUCCCCCAGCAGACUCUCCCAGCAUCCUUUAACGGUACAUGGGGAUAUGUUGGCUACUUCUUGGAGACCAAACUGAGCAGGUCAAUGCGAAUCUCAAGCAAAGACAAAGUGGAGAUACGCUAUAUUCCAAAGCCAGACAUGACAGAUCCAGCUCUUAUGACACCCCAGUAUGGUACAAAAGACAAGAAGAUGAAACUGUUUACCUCUGGAAGUGUGUCAUUCACUAUCCACACAGAGAGAAUGGGCUACUCUUUGGGAGAAGGAAUUAAGGUUGUGGCCGAUGUUCAGAACAGCUCCUCUCGGGCCCUCAGACCCAAGUACUGCCUUUACUCUAAGCAUAGUUUCUUUGCACGGGGCAGAAGGAGGUUAAACACUCACGAGAUAUUGAAAGAGGAAGGAGAGCCCAUUGCACCAUCCACACAUCAGACCAUAACCAAAAUCCUCACCAUCCCACCAAGUCUCACCAUGUCCAUACUCAUCUGUAGGAUCCUGAAGGUUGAAUACAAACUCAAGGUCUACCUUGAUGUUCCAUAUGCUUCUGACCCCGAGAUCAAGUUUCCUGUUGUCAUUCUUCCGCUUGCACCAUCCAAGGGAGAGCUUGGUCCACCAGCUCCAUCUUUUGGGUUUGGGGAUUAUUGGAACCCUGGCCAAGCAGGGUGGAACAGCGCGCCGUACUCGGCUCCUCCUGCUGCGCCGUUCAUGCCUCCGCCGUAUACGGCUCCUCCUGCUGCCCCGUUCUCGGCUCCACCGUAUACGGCUCCUCCUGCUGCGCCGUAUACGGCUCCCUCUGCUGCUCCUCCUCCAGCCUAUGAGUCCUAUGCACUGUAUCCUCCAUUACCUAAUUAUUCUGAAAAACCUUGAGUGACCAACUAGUGAUGAAUAAUAUUUAUCAGUAGAUGAUCAAAGAGGAAAGAAGAAAAAGAAGAAGUAAGGGAUAAUGGACGACACGGUGGUCUGUUCACAGAAGUUAAUGCACGGUCGAGGUUGUAAAACGGCCCCGACGCGAAGCGGAGUAUAUUUUUCCUACCUGGGUUCUUAUGAGGAUCUUAUCAGGGGCACAGAGAAAAGUAGUGCCAAUGUCAUUUGAAUUUGUCAGUAAAAAUAAGCAAUAGCAAAAUAAGAUGGCUUAGAUUUUUUCAGCAUUGAGAUUGAUGUUUUUACAUUCAAAGUAAACUGUUUCACAAACCAUACCAACUUCAUUUAAAUGUAUUCAAUAUUCUGUACAUGGUUAGUAUGCUGACUUUCAGCCACAAUAAUUCCCCACAAAACAAUGCUUUUACCCUUCGAGUGAGAAGUGUUUAUUUUGUAAUUACUUUGUAAAGGGUGCCACCUACUGGCUAACUUGAACUCCUGAAAUCCGGCUCCAUAAAUUACCAAAGUUCCACAUAACUGUGCUGUUUGGUGAGAUGUUGCAGGUCACAGCAUGCUCAGUGGGCCCCAGAGUAAAACCGAUAUCCACUCUGUAUGGAGACCCAACAAGUCAAACUUCAGUUACAAGUGGUCUGAGAAACAAAAAGCCUGAAAGGAGAAGCAUGACUCGACAUUUUUGAUAUUAGCUGCAAACAUACACUCGGGCCAAAGCAGACAAAAGCCUAUGAACCUUACAUAAUUUUAUAACACAGCAAUGUGUAUUGAUAUUCAUGAUGUAACAUUUUUGGUAGCACAUCCUUUAUAAACAAUUAUAAGUACAAAUUAA
Molecule: messenger RNA, 2166 nt
Organism: Alosa sapidissima (American shad)
Lineage: Eukaryota; Metazoa; Chordata; Actinopteri; Clupeiformes; Clupeidae
Product: arrestin domain-containing protein 3-like
Exons: 7
Coding region: 114-1331 (405 amino acids)
Biological process (GO): protein transport
Cellular component (GO): cytoplasm; plasma membrane
Source: RefSeq, a predicted model, not a curated record